UUAGGAAUAAGAAUGCUGAUAAGAUCAUACAAAUCAACAAGGGAAAUGGCGACCUCAGUCGAUGGGACUAAGACUGUGGGUGAAGCUGCUGGGACCACACCCUAUGACUAUGAGGGGGCACUGCCAUGUGAAAAAAGCAACAUCAAGGAGCUGGGGGCUCAGUUCCUGCCCCCACUGUAUUCCCUGGUGUUCACGGUUGGUCUGUUGGGCAAUGUAGUGGUGGUGGUGAUCCUCACAAAAUACAACAAGCUCCGGAUUAUGACCAACAUCUACCUGCUCAAUCUGGCCAUUUCCGACUUGCUCUUCUUAUUCACUCUGCCGUUCUGGAUUCACUAUGUUGGGUGGAAUGAGUGGGUUUUUGGCCACCAUAUGUGUAAGUUGCUCUCUGGGCUCUAUUACAUGGGCUUGUACAGUGAGAUCUUCUUCAUCAUACUCCUGACCAUAGACCGGUAUCUGGCCAUCGUGCACGCCGUGUUUGCCCUUCGAGCCCGGACGACCACUUUUGGUAUCAUCACAAGCAUCUUCACCUGGGUCCUGGCAGGGUUAGCAGCCCUCCCUGAAUUUAUCUUCCAUGAGUCCCAAGAGGAGUUUGAACAGACUUUCUGCAGUCCUCUUUACCCAAAGAAUGGAGAGAAUGCCUGGAAGUGUUUCCAUGCUCUGAGGUUGAAUAUCCUGGGUCUCGCUCUGCCUCUGCUCAUUAUGGCCAUCUGCUACUCAGGAAUCAUUAAAACACUGCUGAGAUGCCCCAGUAAAAAAAAAUACAAGGCCAUCCGGCUCAUUUUUGUCAUCAUGGUGGUCUUCUUUAUUUUCUGGACACCCUACAAUCUGGUUGUCCUCCUCUCAACUUUUCAAGUGCACCUGGAGACUGAGUGUGAGCAGAGCAGACAGCUGGACCUGGCCAUGCUGGUGACGGAGGUGAUCGCCUACACCCACUGCUGUGUCAACCCCGUGAUCUACGCCUUCGUUGGUGAGAGGUUCCAGAAGCACCUCCGCCACUUUUUCUACAGGCAUGUGGCCAUCUACAUGGGCAAAUUCAUCCCAUUUCUUCCUAGUGAAAAACUGGAAAGAGCCAGCUCUGUCUCCCCGUCAACAGGGGAGCAGGAACUCUCUGCUGUAUUUUAG
Molecule: messenger RNA, 1122 nt
Organism: Lagenorhynchus albirostris (white-beaked dolphin)
Lineage: Eukaryota; Metazoa; Chordata; Mammalia; Artiodactyla; Delphinidae
Gene: CCR3
Product: C-C motif chemokine receptor 3
Exons: 2
Coding region: 13-1122 (369 amino acids)
Biological process (GO): immune response; G protein-coupled receptor signaling pathway; chemotaxis
Cellular component (GO): membrane; cytoplasm
Molecular function (GO): C-C chemokine receptor activity
Source: RefSeq, a predicted model, not a curated record